Messenger RNA from Cydia fagiglandana, 1034 nucleotides. RefSeq lists its product as uncharacterized. The coding region runs from base 25 to 690 and encodes 221 amino acids. The transcript is spliced from 5 exons. NCBI's taxonomy places the organism in Eukaryota, Metazoa, Arthropoda, Insecta, Lepidoptera, Tortricidae. The record is from RefSeq and is a predicted model, not a curated record.
GCCCGCACACGCACCACCACCGAGAUGAGCCGGCACUCCUGCCUGGCGGCCGCGGCGCUGCUCGCCGUUCUAUGUGUCGUCGAUGCCCAGAGGAGACUUGCUCUACCGGACCCCAGGAGUUGCGCGAAUAGGGUACGGCACUCGACGUACCGCGACGCGCGUGGUGUGCUGCAUUCGUACUUCUUCAGUUGGGAGCACGCGCCGACCCGCAGCCUGGAGGUGGACUGGCUGGACGCCAGGAACAUCUGCCGUCGCCACUGCAUGGACGCCGUGUCGCUAGAAACUCCUCAGGAGAACGAAUUUAUAAAGCAGAGGAUCGCUCGCGGUAACGUGCGGUAUAUUUGGACGUCGGGCCGUAAAUGCAACUUCGCGGGAUGCGACAGGCCGGACCUGCAGCCCCCGAACGUGAACGGGUGGUUCUGGUCGGGCUCGGGCGCCAAGAUCGGGCCCACCACGCAGCGCAACACCGGCGACUGGUCCUACACCGGCGGGUACGGACAGCCCCAACCUGACAAUCGUGAAGCUGCCCAGGGCAACGACGAGUCGUGCCUGGCGAUCCUGAACAACUUCUACAACGACGGCAUCAAGUGGCACGACGUGGCGUGUCACCACGUGAAGCCCUUCGUCUGCGAGGACAGCGACGAGCUCCUCAACUUCGUCCGCUCGCGCAACCCUCAGCUGCGUCUAUGAGCCCCCGAUGAAGCCUCGCCCUCUAAAUUAGAUGGCUGACAUUGUACAAAACCGAGUGGCUAUCGAUAUUUAAGUUAUUUAUUAAAUUAACAUACUUCAACAUUAUCUUUUGGGUACCUUUUGCAGAUAAAGAGUAUUUGUAAGCCCCGACAGCACCCCUACUCGUUACUUUACUCGCUAUCCAAAGAUCAGAUCGUUUCGACGUUCGUCGCUGUCGCGCCUUGUGGUCAGUCAUCUUGUCUUCUGUACAGAGGUACUUCACAAAAAAAUGUAAAAAGUCUUGUUUUUGCACAAAAUAGGAUUAGUGUAUAAAUGUUUAAGAUUAAAUAAAAAAUAAUAUUAUA